AUGGCAUUCAGUCGAAAUAUCUUAUUGAAACUUGCAUCAACAUCAACAAAAUCUAAUUUAAUUACACAAAAACGUUUUUAUUUAUUACUUCAUGAAUAUGUUUCAAUGGGAUUACUUGAACAAGCAGGUAUUCGAGUACCAAAAUAUCGUGUAGCCGAAUCAGUUGAUCAAGUUUAUCAAAUUGCGUCAAGUCAUGAACUUAGUACUGAUCUUGUAAUGAAAGCUCAGGUUCUUGCUGGUGGUCGAGGUAAAGGUGUAUUUGAUAGUGGACUUAAAGGUGGUGUUAAAAUGAUUUUUUCACCUGAUGAAGCAAAACAAGUAGCAUCAAAAAUGCUUGGUCAUCGUUUAUAUACGAAACAAACUGGUCGAGAAGGAAAACCUGUUACAAAAUUAAUUAUGUGUGAAAAAUUAUUUACUCGACGUGAAUAUUAUUUUGCAUUGGCAUUAGAACGACGUUUCGAUGGUCCUGUUAUUAUUACAUCAACUCAAGGUGGUACUGAUAUUGAAGCCAUAGCUGCUGAACAUCCAGAAGCAAUUAUUCGUCAUCCAAUUGAUAUUGUACAAGGUCUUCAACGCAACGAUGCAUUGGCUAUUGCUAAAAUUCUUCAAUUUCGUAAUGACGCUCUUGAAGAGGCAGCUGAUAUAAUGUUGAAAUUAUACAAUUUAUUUAUCACUCACGAUAUUGUUUUAUUAGAAAUCAAUCCAUUAACGGAAGCAGCUGAUGGAAAAGUAUAUUGUAUGGAUUGUAAGAUUAAUGUGGAUGAUAAUUCUGAAUAUCGACAAAAUGCUAUAUUCAAUGAAAGAGAUAAUACACAAAGUGAUUGGCGUGAUGUUAAAGCACAAGAAUCAAAUAUAAAUUAUAUUGGUCUUGAUGGUGAAAUAGGAUGUCUUGUUAAUGGAGCUGGUUUAGCAAUGGCUACUAUGGAUAUUAUUAAAUUACAUGGUGGUAGUCCAGCUAAUUUUCUUGAUGUUGGUGGUGGUGCAUCAGCUUCACAAGUUAAAAAUGCAUUUGAAUUAAUUACAGCUGAUCCUAGAGUUCAAGCUGUAUUUGUUAAUAUAUUUGGAGGUAUUAUGAGAUGUGAUGUUAUUGCACAAGGUAUUGUUGCAGCUGCAAAAGAACUUAAAUUAACUAUUCCCAUAGUUGUACGAUUACAAGGUACACGAGUUGAUGAUGCAAAAGCAAUUAUUGCAAAUAGUCAAUGUAGAAUUCUUGCUUGUGAUGAUUUGGAUGAUGGAGCUCGAUUGGUAGUUAAACUCGCUCAUAUUGUUGGUUUGGCUCGAUCAGCUUCAAUAGCUGUUCAAUUUGAAUUACCGAUUUAA
This is a messenger RNA of Rotaria sordida, 1320 nucleotides long. Lineage: Eukaryota; Metazoa; Rotifera; Eurotatoria; Philodinida; Philodinidae. The record is from the annotation of a GenBank genome assembly.